GGUUCUCCGACUUCCGCUCUCAGAUACUUCUGAGGUGCGGCCUUCUUUUUUUGAGCUUUGUUUUCGUUUCGAGCGGGGAUACGGCCCUCGUGUGGUGGCUGCCAGUUUCGAAGCAGCAACUUUGAUGAAUCAAUGGAUGACGUGGUUCACCAAUACAAACAUAUGGUUAUUGGGGAUGACAAGGAAGAGGUGUUCUUCGAUGAAGAAGAUGAAGGAGAGGUUUCGCACAAAGGUACGGCUGAUUUUCCUGUGGUUGGAGUAAUUCUGACUGAUCGAAAAAUAAAAUUUCAAAUUUUCAAAGAAUUGAUGGCCUCGUUGUGGAGACAUGUGAAAGGUGUUUCAAUUCAGAAAAUUGGCGACAAAAGGAUGCAGAGAGGCAAGAUUGGAAGGAGACUACAGACACUAGAAAUAGCUCUAUCAAGGAAGGGAACUCAGUUAGUCCAGAGGAGACUUCGGGGGAGCCUAAGCAAAGAAGAACCUGGGAGGAAGGGAGACAGGAUGCUAUCACAGAGGAAGGCAUGGCACUUGACGGACAAAAAAACGGAGCGGUGGCAGACCUCCUGUAGGUCCGCCGAUCUAUGUUGGGUGUCGGAGAAGAUCAAAGGAGGCGUCGGUGGAGAUGCUCCUGGCUUUGGAGAAGAAUAAUUAUUUUAUUGCUAUUUUAUUUUGGUUGUUGUUGAUCAGACUACGUUUUUUCUGUUGUUUUUCUUUCAAUGGUAAGACUCUUGCAUUAGGAUCGGGUGAGUUUGGGUCUGUUUCAAUCGUCUAUGGCUCAGGUUUGCCCAUUAAUGGAUCAGCGAGUUAUAUUGCUUGUUUGAAGCUGAUUAACUCCAAGUCUGGUUCGCGGGCUGACGGUUGGAUGUGGCUCUUUACUCUUUUUACUCCCUUUCUAAAUGCUAAUGCCUUGAUAUCAAUUUAAGCCCCC
This is a messenger RNA of Cuscuta epithymum, 925 nucleotides long. The record is from the annotation of a GenBank genome assembly. Lineage: Eukaryota; Viridiplantae; Streptophyta; Magnoliopsida; Solanales; Convolvulaceae.